GAGAGAGAGAGAGAGAGAGAGAGAGUUUCUGCAACAAUAAGAAGAAGCAGAAGGAAAUGGCAAAGCGUAAAAGGAGAGGGAAACGCUGACACAUAGCCGUUACACGAAGCUUAGCGCAGAGGCAUCAAAGAUCACAAGGGCUAGGUUGAGGCAUUGGAUAUGUCGACGACGGAGACCGGGUGUAGCUCGACGGAGCCGGAGGUGACCGGUGGUCUGGGUUACGACGAGACGGAGCUCACGCUCGGCCUGCCCGGGGCCGGGGGGUCAAGGCUGUCCGAGACGGACAAGAAGCGUGGGUUCGCGGAGGCCGUCGGCCUCAACCUCGAGGCCGCGUCUCGCGGCGAGGAUUGUGGCGCCCGGUCGUCUGACUCCUCCGACGGGCCAGUCUCCGGCGCCGUCAAGCCUUCAGCUGCCAAGGCGCAGGUGGUGGGGUGGCCGCCGGUGAGGUCGUUCCGGCGGAACGCGCUGAGGAGCUGCACCUACGUGAAGGUGGCGGUGGACGGGGCGCCGUACCUCCGGAAGGUCGACCUGGAGGCGCACGGUGGCUACGAGCAGCUGCUGGCAGCUCUGGAGGAGAUGUUCUCUUGCUUCACCGUCCGCCACUAUCCGGACGAGAGGAGGCUGGUGGAUCCCGUGAACGGGACGGAGUACGUCCCUACCUACGAGGACAAGGACGGCGACUGGAUGCUCGUCGGGGAUGUCCCUUGGAAGAUGUUUGUUGCUUCAUGCAAACGACUGCGAUUGAUGAAAAGCUCUGAUGCAAUCAAUUUAGCUACAAGAAUGCCUCAAGAAUGCUCCAACAAGUAGUGAAUCGGAGGCAAAGCACUUCAGAUAGUAUGAUCAUGUAAAGGGGCAGUGUCUUGUCCUUUGUUUUGGGUUUAUAUUCGAGCAGUAUCUAUGGCAGCAGGAAUAAACAUCUAUUGUCCUCGUUGUGAUUGGGUAUUGGCAACAAGAAAAUACUGUAACAUAUACAUCACACAGUUGGCUUUGCACUAAUCAGAGCAGACUCUGUACUCCAAAUCUGAACUGACCUUUGGGAACCACUCCUUGUUUGCUACCAUUCAACAGAUGCAGGUCCUCUCGUUCAGGAACGAUGGGACCUUCUGCCGAUGCCGGAGAUGAUGGUGCUGCCUUGGAUCAUAAGCCACCAUGUCAUGUCUUACACCCUUCUUUUGACGCCAUGAGCUAGCGUUUUCUCCUUUCCGACAGUGGGUUCUCCGGAUGGCGGCGCACUUGCUGACUACAGGACCAUGGUUGACUUAGGAUUGCAGUAGCUAUGAAAGGACUUGAUCGUGAUCCUAUCCUCAGAGAAGAUGAGAAAUGCAGUGCCUAAAAGAAGCUAAAGAUACCCACAAUCACCUAUUAGAAAACAAAUGUACGGCUACUGCUGUCAAUGUGAGCUACACGACUAGCUUUCUCUGUUCACCCGCCGGCGACCCAUUUUUUUGGGUCUCCAGUGACCUAUGGAGUAGACCUACGGCACCGAGACGAAGUAGCCAAAGGAACUGUGGAUCGAAAUCAUUGAAUCCCAACGCAGGGAAAGAAACGGAGACCUCAUGUUGUUCAAAGAGCAGGACAAGAAUUAAUUAUGUCCUUUUGCAAUCAUGCAACGCUGACGGAAGUCGGUGUCCUUUACAUGCAACACGGUGGCCAGAGCUCCUCUCUCAGAACCCUCGUUUGUCUUGGAUUCACACCAUUACAGGCUUCGACCCACCCAACUCAUCCAGCCCAGACUGCCCAUCAUACGUAGCAGAGAGAAGUGGCUGGUGAAAGCCGGAGAGCGUCACCCUGAAAACCAGUUGGGUUCUCUCCUUUCUUCUACCCUCGGACUUCGUUCGUUGUCCACUUCUCCCGGCACUCUCCCAACACUACUCCCACUUCGGGACGCCGCUCCUUCCGAGGCCCACACCACCAGUUCCAAAUUUUCAUC
Musa acuminata AAA Group (dessert banana) is the source of this 1930-nucleotide messenger RNA. Its product is annotated as auxin-responsive protein IAA1-like. Gene Ontology annotation, cellular component: nucleus. Gene Ontology annotation, biological process: regulation of DNA-templated transcription. The coding region runs from base 160 to 807 and encodes 215 amino acids. Lineage: Eukaryota; Viridiplantae; Streptophyta; Magnoliopsida; Zingiberales; Musaceae. The record is from RefSeq and is a predicted model, not a curated record. The transcript is spliced from 5 exons. Gene Ontology annotation, molecular function: protein binding.